AUGCAGGCAAGGCGAAAAAAGGGCGAAAGGGAAAGAAUCGUCAUUCUGGGCUCCGGCUGGGCCGGCUAUGCCCUCGCCCAGACCAUCAAGCCCUCGAAAGCCUCACGCGUGCUCAUCUCGCCGCGGUCGCACUUUGUCUUUACGCCUCUCCUCGCCUCGACGACGGUGGGCACGCUCGAGUUCCGGGCCUCGAUCGAACCCGUGCGCCGUCUCGGCCUCGACGAGUUCCACCAGGCAUGGGCGUCGGACAUUGACUUUGCGACCAAGACGAUCCGUCUCGAGGCCAACACGAUGAGCGACACAGCCGGCACGCAGACGAGCACGCUCCGGGGGCCGGCCAAGGGCCCCGAGUUCUCCAUCACCUACGACACGCUCGUCAUCGCCGUCGGCUGCUACAGCCAGACGUUUGGCACCGAGGGCGUGGCGCAGCAUGCCAACUUUCUCCGUGACGUCGGGGACGCGCGCGCCAUCCGCCUCAAGGUGCUGACGGCGUUUGAAAAGGCCGACCUGCCGUCAGCGACGGACGCGCAGCGCGCCGAGCUGCUGCACUUUGCCAUUGUCGGCGGCGGCCCGACGGGCAUCGAGUUCGCGGCCGAGCUACACGAUCUGGUCCACGAGGACCUCGCCAAGCUGUACCCGGCGCUCAUGCGCUUCGUGCGCGUCACCGUCUACGACAUUGCGCCCAAGGUGCUGCCCAUGUUCGACCAGGCCCUCGCCAGCUACGCCAUGGACCUGUUCCGCCGCCAGGGCAUCGAGGUCAAGACGGAGCACUCGCUGCAGAGCAUCCGCCGCACCGACGACGGCAUCCUCAAGCUGCGCCUCAAGGGCCACGACGCCGAGGUCGGCGCCGGCCUGCUCGUGUGGAGCACCGGCUUGAUGCAGAACCCGCUCGUCGCGCGGCUGCUGCGGCAGGAUAUCCCCGGCCUGGGCCGGAUCGUCGAGGACGACCGCACCGGCGGCAUCACCACCGACGGCGCCAUGCGCGUGCUCACCCGGCCCGUGGGCGGCGGCGCCCCCGUCCCGCUGCCCGACGUGUACGCCAUCGGCGACUGCACCGUCCAGGUGGCGCACCGGCUGCCGGCCACGGCCCAGGUCGCCAGCCAGCAGGCCACCUGGCUCGGCAAGCGCAUCAACAGUGGCAACGCCAACGCCGACGGCGAGUUUAUCUUUCGCAACUGGGGCGCCAUGGCGUACCUCGGCAGCAAACGCGCCAUUCACCAAAACGGCGCCGACGGCCUCCGGGGCUGGCCGGCGUGGAUCCUAUGGCGCACGGCGUACCUGACCAAGAGCAUGAGCUGGCGUAACAAGCUCAAGAUUCCGCUGCAGUGGCUGAUUACGGCCCUGUUUGGACGCGACAUUUCGAGAUUCUGA
Messenger RNA from Cordyceps militaris CM01, 1371 nucleotides. RefSeq names its product pyridine nucleotide-disulfide oxidoreductase, putative. Gene Ontology annotation, molecular function: NADH dehydrogenase activity. The transcript has 2 exons. The record is from RefSeq and is a predicted model, not a curated record. Lineage: Eukaryota; Fungi; Ascomycota; Sordariomycetes; Hypocreales; Cordycipitaceae. Bases 1 to 1371 code for a protein of 456 amino acids.